GGGCGAGCCUGAGCGGACAGCUAUAUGGGGCUCGGUGAGCUGAUACGCAUGUACUGCACGUGGAUCUAGACGCCGCGGCACGCCUUCCGUCGUAGAGUAUCUGUAGUUAGUGCGUGUACUGCCCGGCUUGAGGGCCUUGGGCCCUCUUCGUCUGUCCCACCACCCGACGGAGUAUACUGUCUGGAAUAUUCUCACUCGACCCGCUCCUGGCACUGCACGCCAUUGCAGAGCAAGAGACAAGGACCACCGAAGCUUGAUCUGAAAGGUCGCGCCAACAGCGACCAGAGCGGUGUAUCCAAGAGCCUACCACCUGCGACAACAGCGCCUUUACUUGUAGGCAUACCGAGCAUGCGCGAGACCGUACAACACCGGACUCGGGAACAAAGGUCCUUCCAUACUCCUGGCUCUAGGCCUCCGAGUCCCACACACACGACAGGCAUAUGUUCGCGCCUUCCACCCGAGCUCAUCGAGCUGAUUGUCGGGUUCCUCUGGGCUGACCUGCCCGCACUUGCUACAUGCCGUCUUCUCUGUCGUGCUUGGAGUCCCGCUCCACUCCGGCACUUCCCUCCGCAAGUUGCCUUCCUUUACCCACUUAGGUUUAGACACCGGAGUGCCUUCAACAAGUUUGCACGUCUCCUCGCCUCACAGAAGAACAGACCUUAUUUUCAUUCUCGAUACCGAGACUUCACAAGUCUUGUGAUUGAGGACGACCCUAUGGAUCAAUUCGGGCACUCCUGGACACACCAGCUUCCUGACUACUUUGUUUACUGGCUAAGGGAGCUAGAGUUGGAGGCCGUCGACUGGACAUCCACCCAACCACAUCCCCGCUUCUUCCAGCAUCUCUCCCACUACACUGACCUCCGUUCGCUGACGCUCAGAAAGUGCCGCUUUCGCAACACGUCGGUAGUUCGAACAAUCAUCAACUCACUGCGACGUCUCAGCACAAUCACACUGUGGGACAUAACAUUUAAUGCUCUGCGGACGCCAUCUCUGCCGACGUCGUCCGUGAUCACUUGUCCACAACUUGAAAUUCGGCUCCGGACGGACGGUUUCUGGCCUGUCAGUUCGCAGAGUCUGCUCAAUCUGUGUCUCGAAUACCCACAAGCUACCUGUCUCGACUUGGACCUACGGUACUUCCCCUCAAUCCUGCACCUACAGCACUUCCUACUUUAUUGUUCCAAAGUCGUGGUUCUUGAAUUCAGGAACACGUUCAACUCUGAUCCAGGGCUGGAACUUCAAUUUGGCACUGGAACCAACCCUACGCAUCCACAUCCUCUCUCCCUGUCUAUCAAAGAACUACGCUUUCACGACAUGCCAGCGGGGUGCGCAUCGCAGAUCCUGCAACUGUCCAGGCCAGUCAAGCUCCCGGGAAGGGGGGGUUCAUUUAGCCACCGGCCGCUACCGCACGCGCAUCUCAGCAUCUUGCCGAGGGAACUGAAUAUCGGAUUGGUCGACCGCCCAUCUGCAGAUGAUAUGCGAAGCGUUGCACGUUCACUGCGACAAUACGGAUCCCACCUUAACCGCUUUGAAUGGUGGAACCGAGAGGGAAACGACCUGGGUGCUGUGCCGUGCACCGCGGCCAAUACAUUCCUCACAUCGCUGUCCAUCUAUUUUGGCCUCGCUCCAUCACGACAUACACUUCAAAGGUCUCUUUUGGAUGUGUUGUCCAACAUUACAUGUCCAAGGCUGGAGCGGCUCAUGAUCGAUAUCGUGCUGUUGCGUCCCACGGCAUCUCGAAGUCGACAUGACUCGGAGGUUUUGCUGACGACAAUUGACACACGGGACUUUACAUCCGCUUUCUGCGCCGUUCUAUCCCGGAGUAUCUUAACCCGGGUGAGCAACUGGUCUAUUAGGAUGCACAUGACGGAUUCACGGAGCGACGUUAAAUCCGACAUGGUCAACCUCUUUAAGCCGUGGACAGAUCGCGGAACCGUACUGUACGUGGACUAUGGGCUUAGUUGGAAAUUCUCCGGAGGAGUAGAUAUAGCUGAAAGAACGGUGGCUGAGUAACCCACGUCGUUGGGUGAGGAGCACACCUCGUCGGAUGAGGAAGGCAUGUCGUCGGACGGGGAACCCCUGCUGUCGGAUGAGGAA
Molecule: messenger RNA, 2094 nt
Organism: Rhodofomes roseus
Lineage: Eukaryota; Fungi; Basidiomycota; Agaricomycetes; Polyporales; Fomitopsidaceae
Exons: 6
Coding region: 349-2010 (553 amino acids)
Molecular function (GO): protein binding
Source: RefSeq, a predicted model, not a curated record